Messenger RNA from Oncorhynchus masou masou (cherry salmon), 3241 nucleotides. It is a transcript of the gene sgpl1, whose product is annotated as sphingosine-1-phosphate lyase 1. Gene Ontology annotation, molecular function: pyridoxal phosphate binding; sphinganine-1-phosphate aldolase activity. The record is from RefSeq and is a predicted model, not a curated record. Gene Ontology annotation, biological process: carboxylic acid metabolic process; sphingolipid catabolic process. Lineage: Eukaryota; Metazoa; Chordata; Actinopteri; Salmoniformes; Salmonidae. Gene Ontology annotation, cellular component: endoplasmic reticulum.
GAAGAAGAAGAAGAAGCACACGAAGGUUGCUUGCUUUUAGUUGCUUGUCACUUCCUGAAUUUAGGAUACGAUUCUCCGUACUAUAGUGGUAUGUUUAUCAGAUCCUCGACCACAAAGCAAGCUAUACAAAGAUAUUGAAGUGACUUUCCCUACUAAGAAAAAGUGAAGACAAUCAUUUGCUGAAGGCUUGUCUUGACACUAACCAUGGACUAUUGGAGUGCCUUGGAGGUGUACAAGGAGAUGCUACUGCUCUACCUGGAGGAAGGCAAGCGGCUUGUGAACACCAACUGCGAGGAGCUGGAACCCUGGCAGAUCAUUGGAGCUACUCUCGCAUCUACCCUAGGAGCAGUCUGGGUCAAAGGCUUCUUGUUUCAGCAAGAACCCCUGACAUCCCGACUCAAGAAGCAGUGCUUUCGACUCAUCAGAAAAAUACCCUUUGUUGGCGCAACAAUCCAGAACCAGCUGAAAAAGGCCCUGGCUGACAUGUCUCUCAGUCUUUGCACACUGAAGGAGGGCAUGAGCUACACCAAACAGCUGCCUGAACAAGGGCUUAGCCAAGUUCAAGUUCUAGACCGGAUCAGAGAGUAUCAAACACUGAAUGAAGUGGAUUGGGAGAAAGCGGUUUCAGGCGCAGUGUACUGGGGAGAUCAGACACUUACCAAACUUUUGGUGAAGGUGUAUGGAGACUUUGCAUGGAGCAACCCACUUCACCCAGACCUCUUUCCCGGUGUGAGGAAGAUGGAGGCAGAGAUUGUGAGAAUGGCAUGUACCCUCUUCAACGGUGGGCCCAACUCUUGUGGCACAGUCACCUCCGGAGGAACUGAAAGCAUAUUGAUGGCAUGCAAAGCAUACAGAGACAUGGCCUAUGAGCGGGGUGUGAAACAUCCUGAAAUUGUCGCACCAGUCAGUGUUCAUGCAGCCUUUGACAAAGCAGCAAACUACUUUGGAAUGAAGCUUGUUCACGUCCCACUGGACAAGAAGACCUUGAAAGUGGAUGUUAAGGCUAUGAGGCGAGCCAUCAACAAGAACACAGCCAUGCUGGUAUGCUCCGCACCCCAGUUCCCCCAUGGAAUCAUUGAUCCUAUUGAGGAAGUAGGGAAGCUGGCUGUAAAGUACAACCUCCCUCUGCAUGUGGAUGCUUGUUUGGGAGGGUUUCUAAUAGUUUUCAUGGCCAAAGCCAAUUACCCACUGGCUCCCUUUGACUUCGGGGUAAAGGGUGUGACCAGCAUCUCUGCAGACACACACAAGUACGGCUUUGCCCCCAAAGGUUCAUCAGUGAUCCUGUAUAGUGACAAAAAGUACAGGCAUUACCAGUACUUUGUGGCUCCAGACUGGCAGGGGGGCAUCUAUGCAUCCCCAUCAGUGGCAGGUUCUCGGCCAGGCGGUAUCAUCGCAGCGUGCUGGGCCACCAUGAUGUACAUGGGAGAGGAUGGCUACAUUAAGACUACUAAGAAGAUCAUUGACACUGCACGAACUAUCAAGACAGAAAUCCGUAAGAUAAAAGGAGUGUUUGUGUUUGGAGACCCUGAAGUGUCCGUGGUGGCAAUAGGCUCUGACGUCUUCGACAUUUUCCGUUUAUCCAAUGCACUGACGUCAAAGGGUUGGAAUCUCAACACGCUACAGUAUCCAUCCAGCAUCCAUAUCUGUUGUACAGUGCUGCACACACAGAAAGGUGUGGCCGAACAGUUCAUCAGUGAGGUCAAAGAGCAGGUGGCUCUCAUUUUGAAGAACCCUAAUGAGAAGACCACUGGAAUGGGAGCGAUCUAUGGCAUGGCCCAGUCCAUCCCUGACAGAUCCAUGGUGACAGAGAUCUCCUGCGGUUUCCUGGACUGCCUCUACAGCACAGAGGAGCCAAGGUCCUCUCAGCCCCAGAAGACCCAUAUAAAUGGCAACAGCAACGGCAAGGCCCACUGAGUAGUUUGGCUGUGGCUUGGACUCACACCUGGGUCAUAUUCAUUAGGGCACGCAAUGGAAAGCGUUGUAAAACGUUUUGCAUCGGAAAAAGAAAAUAAGUGUUUCUUGUUAGACAAGUUCAAGUAGUUCCUCCCUGUUUUAGUGUGUUUCCUUCCGUUUGGUGCCUAAUGAACACAGCCCUGCUUACCAGCCUGCUUCACCUCUGGUCCACCCAUUGAAUCACUCAACAGUUGCCUUAUCUUGCCCACCUUUAAUCUAUCCACACACCCUUUUUCAGAUAUCUUCAGAAGCACAAGCCAUUGUUUUUAGCUACCGAGGCAUUUUUCAAAUAUAUGGAAAGUAAAAGCACAUAUGUAGAAUAGCAGCUCAAACCAUUCAGAUAAAGUUAUGUAUGGUUUUGAGAGAGAACAUUAAAUGUAAUAUAAAUUAGUUUUUAAAAUUCUAUAGAGCACUUGACGACGGUUUAAUUCAAGUGGUAAUUUCAAUGUCUGUUCUGUCUCGAGAUUUUCUGCUUCAGUUAGAUGUAAUGAACUCUUUAAUUUACAAUAUCCUGCUAUCUCUUGCAAAAUUGUCUCGUUCUAAAGUGGUGAUGGAAAAUACUCUAGAUACUAGAUACAAAAUGUUUUCAUAGAAGAACAAUUUAGCCUCCAAGUAAUGUUUGGUCGAGAGCAAGACCACAAUCAUAAGUCAGGGAGAACCCCUCUACUGCCCCCUACCAGAAAACACGAUAUACUUCUCAAUACUCAUGUUCCAGGUACUUACGACAGUGAUUUUAAAUCUGUCUCUGUUUGAGUAAUCUACAACAAGUAACAGUUUUCACUGAAAAUCAUUCAUUUCCUAGUGAAAUAAAUAAUGACCCAAUGAAUAGUAAUGAAUGAAUGAUAGAGGAGCAAUCAUAUCUGCAUGGAUUUUUAUGGACAACAAACUUGAGUCAUUUUUAAGACUUGAGCUCCUUUUGAAUUUAGCACAAUACUUUCCUAGCCACUUAUUGUACUAUAGUGCAUAUACAUAUAUUCCUAAUUGUCGUCCGUCUGUGGCUAAUUGCAUGUUUCAGUAAUAAUUCAGGCAGCAGGAAACCCCAGCUGCUGUAGUACACUACCUAGUAUACUGUGCACCGCCAAUAUGUUAAGAAUCUGAGACUUACAAUCCUUUGAUUUGACCACAUAUUCAUUACCCCUUUCUAUUUGAGUCAAUGGUUUAACCUAGAAUUGAUCUCAAGGAACGGAAAACAACUUAUUUCGGCAUCUUUUAAAGGCUGUUUUAAGUCUCCAACUCAGAUUUAAUUUUUUUUUGUGUUCUUGUAUUAAAAUAAUCAACUUAUCUUCUA